UACAGCACUCGGAAAGCCGCUAUAAGUUUUUGGGUAGAAUCCUAACCACAAAGUUUUCAUUAACUAUACAGGCGAAUUUUGCUAAAAGGCUUUCUAUUCAAUUUAAUUCAAUAAAACUGAACAUUGCUCAAUGGAUUCUAAACUGCAUGUUACUUUCGCUGUGUUGCUUUUACUGCUCGCUUCUUUUACAAAUGCUAUAGAAUGGUCCGAGUCCAUAAAUGCUGAAGAAGCACACCAGCGGUCGAAGCGCAGCCCUGACCAGCUGCUAGAGACAGUCGUUUUAACCCAGGCGGAAAAGGAUCAAAUCGUGGCCUUGCACAAUAAGUUCCGUUCUGAUGAAAUGGCGUCAAAUAUGCUAGCAAUGUCCUGGGAUAACCAAAUCGCGAAUUUCGCAUCAUCCUAUAUAUCAAAUUGUGAGUUUUCGCACAGUAGUUCGGCGGAGCGGAGUCGGCAUUCCAUAUUUAGUUAUUUAGGAGAAAACCUUGGAGUGACCGUUUCUUCGUCCUCAACCAGAUCAAGGGGUUUCAUUAUCCGUGUCAAUCAAUUGUGGUACGAUGAAAUAAAUGACUAUACGUACAGUAUUUUCACGUGUGCUGCUGGCAAAGCAUGCGGCCAUUACACUCAACAAGUUUGGGCUAGUACCUACAAGAUAGGUUGCGGAGCUGCAUACUGCGCUCGCAGGAACGGUGGUUCGGGAUAUCAACUCAUGGUAGCGUGUCAAUACGGACCUGGUGGCAAUCUCCUUAAUACGAAUGUAUCUCCGCGAAGAGUUGGCCAACCUUACAAUAAAAAUGGUGCACCGUGUUCUGAAUGCUCAUCGGCGGAUACAUGUGUUAACAAUCUGUGCAUGAAUCUUGCGAGAGGCGACGUUAUACCGACCAACAGUACACCAACAACUACAAGUACACCAACAACUAGCAGUACACCAACAACUAGCAGUACACCAACAACUACAAAUACACCAACAACUAGCAGUACACCAACAACUACAAGUACACCAACAACUAGCAGUACACCAACAACUACAAGUACACCAACAACUACAAGUACACCAACAACUACAAGUACACCAACAACUAGCAGUACACCAACAACUAGCAGUGCACCAACAACUAGCAGUGCACCAACAACUAGCAGUACCUCUCCACCUACAACGAGCUCAGGACCACCUUCCACAACUGAAAGACCAAGCAGUACACCCCCGCCUACAAUGUCGUCCACAGCACCCACCAGCACCUCAGCACCGACCACUGACCCUACGACCGGUCAAUGCCAGGCGAUUCAAGAGUACAAAGAAGCUUUAGCAGCAUACCAGACGGAACUGAGGAACUGGCAGAACCUUUUCAAUGCUUGGUUGGCUGCACAGCCGUGAAAACAUACAAAACCGCACUUAUACAAUUCGAAAGAUUUGCACACAUUUACUGCAGUCGUCAUUUUUUUGCUUAAUAUAACAUCUGUAUACCCGAUAUAGCUUUUCAAAUAUAAUAAUUGUACUGCACAGAA
Ciona intestinalis (vase tunicate) is the source of this 1503-nucleotide messenger RNA. NCBI's taxonomy places the organism in Eukaryota, Metazoa, Chordata, Ascidiacea, Phlebobranchia, Cionidae. The record is from RefSeq and is a predicted model, not a curated record.